Molecule: messenger RNA, 2864 nt
Organism: Neolamprologus brichardi
Lineage: Eukaryota; Metazoa; Chordata; Actinopteri; Cichliformes; Cichlidae
Source: RefSeq, a predicted model, not a curated record
UCUCUGCCUUAGUGCGUAAAGUUGGGAAGGGGGCUUCGGACGCACUGCGCAGCACUUAUUAUCCUACAGGCUCCAUGUGCGUCUCCUCUGCGGGAUACUUGACAGGGAUUUGUGAUAUUUUGAUGGCACUACCCGCGGGGGUCAUUGACAGAUGAAAACAGUGGCGUUUGGCGGAUGUUAAGGCGUUUUCACUCGAGAAGAUAAUUUGUCCCGGAGUGCAAAAAGGGACAUGGGUCAACUUUAUGGUGCGUCUCUUUUACCAUUUGGCGCUAUCUGUGUCGUUUUCCUCUGGGAAUCUGGUGCCAGCUCCAUCAGGACGACGCUUGCAAUGGACACCUCAGGAAUGGAGUGUCCUGAUAAUAAAAUCUUGACGGUGGAAUAUCCCUGCAUUAGGGCCGAUGGGAAGAAUGGCACUUGCUUCAGGAGGAAGUGCUGUAAAGGAUUCAGGUUUGUGAUGGGCCAGUGCAUACCUGAAAUGAGUUCAUCAGGGAAGUCAGAUACCUUGAUGAGUUCUGGUACCUGCUCAUUCACCUGUCAAGAUUUUAUGAACAUGAAAAAUAGUCUACUCCAGCUGAAACUCAAGCUGGGAAAUACACACUCACCCAACCAGGUACCUGGCUUGGCCAACAGCAGUAAUAAACCAAGUCUGGGACGAGCAGGAAAAAAACCUGAUGGCCCAUGCCUUUCUGGUCUUCCUGGCCCUCCAGGAGCUCCUGGCGUCCCAGGACACCCAGGGCAACCUGGAAUGAGAGGUGACCUUGGGGAGAGGGGCCCUCCUGGACCUCCUGGCCCUCGGGGAGACAUGGGACCCAUGGGGCCAGAGCCUGACCUAAAGCACAUAAAGAGAGGCCGCAGGGGGCCAGUGGGACCACCCGGGGCGCCAGGAAGAGAUGGAUUAAAGGGUGACAGAGGAGCUCCAGGUCCCAGAGGCCCACCUGGUCCACCUGGCUCCUUCGACUUUCUUUUGCUAAUGAUGGCUGACAUCCGAAAUGACAUAAUCGAACUGCAAGAGAAGGUGUUUGGGGAGCAGCGGGGAAUCUCUCUGGACAGCCCUCCUCAUUACAGUGGGGAAGCAGAUUCUGUCGAGUGGGGCUCUGGAAAAGGAGAUCACAUGCUUAAUACCUGACCUCUAACGUCCACCUCAGAGUAACAAUUACUUGAUCCCAGCAAACAACAUAUCAAUCCUGACUCUUUGCUAAGAGGAUAACAGAUGCUGGCGGUCAAAAUGUUAGCGUGUACAUAAUUCCUAACCUUAUGGCUGGGAUGAGCCAUGCUUGAACUCUCAACAAUGGUACAGACAGUAAAAGAGAGCAACUUAAAUUUUAAAAUCUGAUGCUUUGACCACUGCAAGCGUUGUUUUGCUGCCUUUCAAGUGGAUGUGAGAGUGAAGGGUGUGCGUGCAGGACAUGGAGUGAGAAAGAUGCCGCGUGAGCCUUUAUGUCUGAGUCUCUGAGCUGUGCCUCUGAGCAGAACCACUUCAAACGACCGACUUUAUCAUCUACAUCUCUUCCUGUUUCUGAGUCUGUUCACGAAAGCUCUGCUGUGCCACUCACAGUUUGCCUCCAGGGCACUGGUAUGAGGACCCAGGCCCUGCGCUGUUACCCUCCACGGCACCUGCCUGUGGCAUCCAGCCAUGAACACUGACUGUGCAGCUAACCUCUGAGGGGGUCUUCAGAAAAUAAAGAUAUAUGAGUAUGGUAUUGUUAAAAUUAAAAUGAAAGAAGAUCAAUUUUAAUAGAAAAUACAUUUAACACAUAGAAAUCACCUGGUAUGUACCACUUAGAAAUAAUACGAAGUGAUGUAAAUGAUUUUAAAAAGUAAAAAAUGGACACAUAAUAAUCUUUAAACUCACUUGUUUAAUGGGUUCAUUAUGAACAUGUUCAAGAAGAAUGUUGAACAUCUUUUAAAAUUGGAGGAUGAGCCAGCAAGACAGACAAGAAGACGGCUGGUCAUUUAUCUUAUUUUAUUUUAUUUCAUUUUAUUCUAUUUUUUUUUUUUUUAAGUAAAUUAUGAAAAGGGUAAACUGAGUGCUUGUCAAGGUUUGUCUUAAUGUAGUUAUUUUGUAGUUUUCAAUUUGAAUUUGUUGUCCAUCAGUUUCAAAAGAUGUAAUAAUUAGUUGGUUUUCAACAAAGCAUGUAGCAAAAGUUACAGAGGAGAAUGAGAGCCAUGUUAAAAAAAAACAUAUAUAUUACUGAUUAUUUUGAGAGUAAAGUCAAAAUGUCGAGAUUACAGCUGUUGUUAUAAGACAAACUGCCACAGCUGCUAUACUCUCUAAAAUGCCUUGGUAGAUGAGUUAGUGAAAAGAAACUGAUCAGUCAUCUUAUCGUGUCUUGUGACACAACAUUCAUGCUGUUUAUUGUAACCAUUGAUACCCUAACAUCUGUUCACUGCCAGCCAUUUCAUUUUGCCAAAUCCACUCUUCUGUGUUUGUGUGUUUUUUUCCAUCUGACCAGAAGCAGCUUUCUGCACCUUAUACUGAUCACUAUACUGUACAAUAUCAGUGGACAGCAAAAUCAGGAAGAAGGAGCACAACAAAAUAAAGCAGAUGUGGAAGUUAAAGCCCAAGAGGUCCCAAAAGAGUAGCGCCAGGAGCUCUAACUCCAGAAACAGCACACUACGCAGAAUUCUCAAAUUACACAGAGCAAUAAUAUAUACACAAAUAUAAAACAGCUAAUAAUCACCUUAAAUGAUCUAUUUUACUUCAGUUCAGCAUAAUAAAAUUUUUAUAUGAAAAAUAUUUUAACAAGGUUGCUAGGAGCAACCAGGAGCAGUCGCUAUCAGGAUUUAUCCUCCCCACAUGAAAAUAUGAACACAGUUUAAAAUGUGUCCACUAUAAGUAUGUCUGUGAAGGUUCUCAGUCAUCC